AUGGAACAUGAAUUUAGUGUCCCUAGCAUUGAAUCUCCCAAAAAGCUUCCUGAAGUCCUUUCGCUGAAUGCUCUAAAUAAAGAAACAUCAUCUAUAUAUCCAUGCCCCUACUGCCCAUUUGCUUUUGCGACAGAAAAAGAGCUCAAACUUCACCUACAUGAAAAUUAUGACAACGGGGCAAAUGUUGAAGAGACAAAAAUCGUGGAUGAUACAAACUCAAGCUGUGAAGAAUCAGAAAAUGAGCUUUCAGGAGAUUUUAAGUAUAUAUGUGAAGACUGCGAGCGAGGAUUUAUUUCUAUGAGAGGUCUUAAGCAACACACUGGCAAAAUGCAUGAUAUGAGCAAGAAGCCAUAUGCCUGUGACUAUUGUGGCAAAAAGUUUAAAAUUAAAUACGCAUUGAGUACCCAUAUGAAAACGUGCAACAAGAUAAGCCGGAAGUAUCAAAAUGUCAAAUUCAAAUAA
Molecule: messenger RNA, 462 nt
Organism: Blepharisma stoltei
Lineage: Eukaryota; Ciliophora; Heterotrichea; Heterotrichida; Blepharismidae
Source: the annotation of a GenBank genome assembly